AAGCUCACAAAUCGAUAGACCUCUAAUCGAACAACAAUCCAAAGCGAAUUAUCGAUUUCUUGCCAGAAAAUUCGCGUAGACUGUAAAUUUUACUUUGCAAAGAACACGCACAUUCGCAGUAGAUUUAAAUCGAUUGAAGCCGAGAGAAAGAUGGCAACGGAUGUGGAGCCGGUGGCGAAUACGGCGGACAAGUUUUCCGCCAACGCGGAGGAGCUGGAGAGCUACUAUCUGAUGCUGGAGGCCGGAAAUAUUCCGGAACUGCAGUGGCAAUUCCCAGGACGCAGGGCUCCAUCGCCGGAGGCGGGAUCUGGCGGCAAUAGCAAGGAGCUGGAGCAGGCCACCGAUGCCAUUGAGCAGGAACCGCAAAAGGCCAACGACUUUGAUUUCAGCGACGAUGUGGCCCCCACCCAAAUGCGCGUCCGCAGCCAGACGUCCACGCCCAAGUCGGCCAAAAAGAAGACGGCCAACUUCGCCGGCGUCAUGGAGACGCUGAAGAAGAAGAACGCGGAGAGCUCAUAGCACCCGCCGAAAUUCUGAUGCUGAUCUCGCCGAGGUGACCGCUUGCAGAUCGUUCUCUAUCGCCAUGCGGAUUAGUCCAUAAGCAUUAGUUGUUUUAAGUCAUCGAGUAAGGUUUUGGAGCGUUCUUUUGCAAAAUCCAGAAGCAACCUAGCUGUACUGCAAAUCGGAUUAACCUGGGGCGCUCCUGAAAGUUUGUCUUGGAGUAGAAGAUAGCUGCUAACUAGCUUCAAAUUCAACAUAAUAGGCAUGUUAGGACAUAAUUACCAUUGCAUACGCAUGACUAGUUUGUAAAGAGUUGCAUUUAAUUGUAAGAAAUCCAUAUGCAGACCAGUCUGUUCCAUAAAUUGGAGCAGUCUUUAUGGAACUUCUGAGAGUUUCGUUUAGAGUAGGAGAUAGUUGCCAACUAACUAGCUGGGACACAGAGAGAGUUUGUACUUCAAUUACCAAAUAACUAGCUUCUAAGGACAUUUCAUUGCUCAGUUUUCGAUUUAAGUGUAAGUGUAAGAACUGGUACGUAAGUCCUUGGAAAUAAGACAAUUUCCAAGAACUAAUCAACUUAUAUUUAAGCAGUGGGAAGUGUAUCUGAUCCUUAAUUAGGUCAUAAGGCAUUUAUAUUCUACAUGAUAAUCAAGUCCUUAUUUAAUAUCUUACGACAAUAUUCUUGAUAAUAUUGCCCAAAAACCGACGUUUGAAGACUAGGAUACUAAGAUAGACCGGAUAAGGAUUGAAAUCUGUGCCGGCAGUAGAUAUUGACUAGAUAUAAGUAUAGCAUAGGCAAAUGAGGAUAAGUAAACAUCUGUACAUACAAGUAAUAAGAACUGAAUUUCACAAAAAGCUGUUAAAAUCGUGUCUGAAAGUAAAUGCAAACUGUUGAAAUCAGCACGGGUAUUCCACUAAGCAAUCCUAAGCUAUCUACUUGUUGUCUUUUGCUCCUAAUCAACUGAAAAUAGACUAGGAACCACGACGAGCAAAAGAUGUUCUCCAAGUGUAUCUCUAUCCCUUUCGUUUCUGUAGGCAAGCAUUGUAUGCGCAUAUAAUAUUCUAGGUAGGAAUUCCCAUAUGGAAAUGAUAGAAUAGAUGCAUCAAACCAAGUACUACGACUAAGCCCAAAUAACUUUAAGGAAAUGGUACGCAGUUAAUAAACGUUCGCAUUUAAACACGUAA
Molecule: messenger RNA, 1683 nt
Organism: Drosophila teissieri
Lineage: Eukaryota; Metazoa; Arthropoda; Insecta; Diptera; Drosophilidae
Gene: Pa1
Exons: 2
Coding region: 151-519 (122 amino acids)
Source: RefSeq, a predicted model, not a curated record